Molecule: messenger RNA, 2097 nt
Organism: Kogia breviceps (pygmy sperm whale)
Lineage: Eukaryota; Metazoa; Chordata; Mammalia; Artiodactyla; Physeteridae
Source: RefSeq, a predicted model, not a curated record
AUGGUGGAUCCCGUACCUGAAGAGGAGAAGGCGGGAGCCGAGCCCGGAGGCUCCGGAGGGGACGAAGCCGCCGCGUCCGUGCCCCCUGACUCCCAGGGCGCCCCGCAGCCCGCGGCGUCUUCGGCCUCGGCCUCCGCCGCUGUGCCCCGUAAGGCUGAAGUCCCGUGCGCAGCAGAAGGCGGGCGGCGGGAGCAGUCUCCGCUGUUGCACCUCGACCUCUUCAACUUCGACUGUCCGGAGGCCGAGGGCAGCCGCUACGUGCUGACCAGCCCCCGCUCGCUAGAGGCCUGCGCCCGCUGCGCCGUUAAACCUGUGGAGCUGCUGCCACGCGCCCUGGCGGACCUGGUGCGCGAGGCCCCCGGCCGCUCUAUGCGAGUGGCCACUGGCCUGUACGAGGCUUACGAGGCGGAGCGGAGCGCCAAGCUGCAGCAGUGCAGGGCAGAGCGCGAGCGCAUCGUGCGCGAGGAGAAGCGGCGCCUCUUCACGCCUUUGGGCUCCGCGGCCGCCGCGGCCUCGGCCCCUAGUGCGGGCAGCAGCAGCAGCUGCAGCAGCGCCAGCCUCCCGGCCUCGCCCGCACCACGCGCCGCCCGCAAGGCCUCCUCCAGCCCGUCCCCGGCCCGGCCCCAACCUACGCCCGCGGGGUCGCGGGCAGGUAGGAAGAGCCACUCACUAGACUCCCUGUCCCGCCGGCGGGAGGGCGCCCUGAGCUCCGAGUCAGGCGCGUCGUCGUCGUCCUACAGCGGUGAGAGCCUGAGGGAGCUGCACUGGCCGCCGCGGGCCUCGGCCAGGAAUAGCUGCCCGGCGGGGUCGGCGUCCUCUGCUCCCAACCCUCUGGGCCGCCCAUCCGCCCUGGCCCUGGUGCCCCUCACCGGCCGCAGCUUCAGCCUCGGCGACCUGAGCCACUCGCCACAGACGGCUCAGCACGUGGAACGCAUCGUGCGCCAAGUGCGCGCCGAGCGGGGUCUGCGCGCGGUGCCGGAGCGCGACCGGAAGAUCGCGGCGCUGAUGCUGGCGCGGCACCAGGAGGAGCGCCUGUUGCUGGAGCAGCGCGCCGCGGCCCACGGCCAGUGGGAGCAGCAGCGCGUCCGCGCCGAGCAGCGGCGGGAGCGCGAGGAGCGCGAGAAGCAGCGCGCCCUGGAGCAGGGCCGCCGAGCCUGGGCCGCACAGGUGGAGGAGAGGCGCGGCCGCCGGGGCCGCGAGGAGCGCGAGGAGGCGCGGCGGCGGCAGCGGCAGUGCGAGCGCAGCGAGGAGCGGCGGCGGGAGCUGGCCGAGCGCCAGGGACUGCUGCGGCGGGAGCGGGCGGAGCGCACGGCCCGGGAGGACCGACUUCGCAAGCUGCAGCAGGAACAGAACCUGAAGCAGCGGGAGGAGGGGCUGCAGGAAGUGCGCGAGCGGGCCGAGCAGGUGCGCAGGGAGCGCGCUCAUCGCGCGACCCGCGCCAAGCAGAGUCAGGAGGACCAGCUGCAGCGAGAGAAGCGGGAGCUAAGCCGGGCGGAGCGGGCGCGCCACGAGGCGUUGCUGCAAGGCCGGGCCCGGCUGGAGCGCCAGGAGCGCGAGGGCCUGCGGAGCUCCUUGGAGGCCAGCUUGGGCCGCGCGCAGGAGAACUACGAGCAGUUGGUGGAGCAGCGCACCCGGGAGCUGCGUGAGCGGGCCCGGCGGGAGGAGCUGCAGGGCCGGCGGGCCAAGGAGGCGGCCGAGCGCAAAGAGCGGGAGCAUCAGGCACACCUGGAGGCUCUGGCCCGGGUGGGCGAGCGGCGGCUGCAGCACGCGGCGCAGGCGGCCGAGGAGGCAGUGCAGCAGAAGGCGCGGCGCGUGGGCCAGAGCCGGAUGGAGAAGGAGCGGGCCCAGCGGGCCAACAAGGAGAAGGUGGAGAAGGACGAAGACUGCCGCCGGCGGCAGCUGCUCCAAGCCAUCGGUCGCAAGCUGGAGCGCAGCGAGCAGCUGUCUCGGGACCGGCGCAGCGCGCUGGAGAGCGCCCGCUCCACAGCCCGGGCCUCCUUCCACGUGCGCGAGAAGGUACGCCAGGAGACCAACACGCGCUCCUUCGAUCGCAUGGUUCGCGAGGCCCAGCUGCACGCCAGCCUGGACCGUAAAUGA